GUCUCUUUCUCAUCCAUAACCGUCAUUCUGACUUUCUCCCUCCAAAAAACCCGUUUAUCUCUAUUCACUAUUCAAUAGAUGGGACAAAACCGAAUGUAAACCGAUUGUUUCCGUACAAAAUGUACAUUAAAUCCGUCAUUAUAGACGGCUUCAAAUCUUACGGGACGCGUACCGAGAUAAACGGGUUCGACAGGGAGUUCAACGCGAUAACAGGCCUCAACGGGACCGGCAAAUCUAACAUAUUGGAUUCUAUUUGCUUCGUCCUCGGAAUUUCGAAUCUGACCCACGUGAGAGCGAGCUCCCUACAAGAUUUGAUAUACAAAAGCGGCCAGGCCGGUGUCACUAAAGCUUCCGUUACUAUUGUCUUUGACAACAAAGACACAUCAAAAAGCCCUAUUAAUUAUGAGCAAUUCGAAGAGAUAACUGUCACUAGACAGAUCGUUGUGGCCGGCAAAAAUCGUUAUAUGAUCAAUGGUUCUACUGUGACCAACAAGCUUGUAAACGAUUUCUUCAAUUCUGUCCAGUUGAAUGUCAACAAUCCACACUUUCUCAUUAUGCAAGGACGCAUAACAAAGGUUUUAAAUAUGAAACCACCCGAGAUUUUGUCUAUGAUAGAGGAAGCUGCAGGCACCCGCAUGUACGAAAACAAAAAGCUUGGUGCGCAAAAGACCAUUGAGAAAAAGGACAAUAAAUUGAAAGAAAUGAACGAGAUGGUCAACGAGCAAAUAAAUCCAAAAAUGGAAAGACUGAAGAAAGAAAGAAACCAAUAUCUGGAAUAUCAAAAAAUACAAAGAGAUCUUGAACAGUACACUAGAAUUUAUGUAGCUUGGCAAGUAGUCAAAACUGAGAAAUUCAUUACAGACUCUAAAGAGCAAAGAGAAAAUACAUUAGCUAAAAUCGAAGAAGCCAAAAAAACCAUAGAAGAUGGUAAAAACACAAUCAAACAAUUGGAAGAGAGUAUUGAAGAGGGUCAACAGAAAAGGAACAAAGAAAGUGGGGGGAAACUGGAAGAAUUGGAAUCAAAACUGAGAGAGGUUGAGAAGUUUGAAGCGAUAGCAUUGGGAAAAAUAAAAAGCGGCGACCAAACUGUAAAAGCCGAAAAGGUGAAGUGUAAAGAGUUGGAAAAGAAUUUAAAAGAUGAUGAAAACAUGUUGGCAGCUAAGCAAGCUGAAUUGGACAGUGUGCAGUCUGUAUUUGAUACGUUGAGAGAAACUGAGAAAAGAGAUGCAGAAGCUUUAGCCGCAGCUCAGGAUAAAUAUCAAAAAGUAAGCUCAGGACUGUUGUCCAGUGAAGAUGGAAAAAAUGCUACCCUACAAGAACAACUCAUGACUGUAAAGAAACAUGUCUCUGAAAAAGAAACCGAAAUGAAACAGUGUUCGGUUGAAAUAAAAUCCCUCAAGACUGAAUUAAACAACAAAAAACCUCUUUUAAAAAAAACCGAAAUGACAUUUUCACAGGAUAAAAAGAACCUUGAGGUCAAUGAAAAAGAACUUAAAGUAUUACAAGCCAAUCUGAAUAAAUUGAAUUACGAAGAUGGGAAAUUAGAAUCAUUGCAGGAUUCACUUAAAACGCUCGAUAGAGAGAUGAGACAAUGUCAAAAUGCUGUUAGUAAUUUUAACGCUAGCUUUCCCCAACUUCAUUUUAAAUACAGGGACCCAGAACCGAACUUUGACCGUAGAAAAGUAAAAGGACUGUUAUGUAAAUUAUUUAAAGUUAAAGAAGAGAGAUUUGCAAGAGCAUUGGAAAUUGCUGCAGGGGGAAAGCUUUAUAACGUUGUUGUGGACAAUGAAUUGGUCUCUUCAAAAUUAAUAGAAAAAGGAGAACUUACCAGGCGGACGACAUUUGCCCCUUUAAAUAAAAUCCAAGGGAGACGUUUUGAUCCAAACAUUUUUCAAAGAGCUGAAGCACUUGUUGGCAAGGGAAAUGUCUUUCCAGCUCAAACGUUGAUAGAAUAUAACCCUGAGUAUGAGCCUGUUAUGUCAUGGGCGUUUGGACAAGUUUUAGUUUGCACUACAAUCGAUGCUGCUGAGAAGGUGUCAUGUCAUCGUGAUGUUCGAAGAAAAGCUAUAACUAUUGACGGUGAUGUUUUUGACCCGAGUGGAGUCGUUUCUGGAGGUGCUGCGGAAAAAAGCCAGCCUAUAUUACUUUCUUUGAUGGAGAUAAUGCAAACUGAGAAAACGUUGCAAAGAAAAACUCAAGAAUAUGAAAAGUUAAAUAAACAAAUCCAGCAGUUGAUGCCAAUAGCCUCAAACUUUGAUAAUCUUAAACAAAAAUUUGAUUUACGGACAAGAGAAAUUGAAAUGCUUCGUCAACGUUUACAGCAAACUUCCCAUUAUCAGCUUCAGCAAGAAUUGGAAGCUAUACAACAAAGCAUAAGCGAGAAGGAAGAAAUAAUCGAAGAAUGUAAAAAAGAACUCGCAGUGAAGACGGCAAAAGUCAUUGAACUAGAAAAUAAAUUGCAAAAUUUAAAAUCUAUAAAAGAAAAGGAAUUAAAAUCUGCAGAAGCUGAAAUGAAGAAGAUAAAGCAGAAAUCAGAAGAUAGCAGAAAGCAAUGGAGGCAAAGGGAACAGGAAUUCGAAACGUUGAAACUUGUGAUACAAGAAUUAACGACGUCAGUACAAACUGGCAAAGAGGAAGUAUUGAAAUGCCAAGAAUCGAUUAAGAAUGAACAAGACAAUACUAAAUCCCUCAGCGAGGAACUUACAAAAACCCAGGAAAGUGUUAAAGAGAUGAAAGCGAAGGUGAAAGCACAAAAAGAUGCAAUUGGGCAAAAAAAUAAGGAAAUUCAACAGAUGAUAUCUCAGAAGGAGAAGCUCAAUAAAAUGUUAGGAGAAAAAGAAUUAGAAUGCAUCAAAGAGGGUCAUGCUAUUACAACAUUAGAUGAAAAAAUAUCUUCUGCUCAUGAUUAUAAAAAAAAUUUAUCGAAACAGUAUAAAUGGAUUAAGGAAGACCGCGAAUAUUUUGGAGAACCGAACGGUAUGUACGAUUUCAAUGCAAAUGAUCCUGAAGAGGCUAAAAAGAAAAUUGAUCAAUUGAAAGAAGCUCAAGAGAAAAUUGGAAAACAUGUCAAUACCAAAGCUAUGGAUCUUCUUAGCACACAAGAAGAACAAUUUCAAGAUGUCAUGACAAAGAAAGGGAUUAUUGAAGAAGAUAGGUCAAAAAUUCUUGACGUUAUAGGAGAAUUAGAUUUGAAAAAAAGGGAGGUCAUUCAAAAUGCAUGGGAAAGGGUCAAUCAUGAUUUCAACUCGAUCUUGAGUUUUCUUCUUCCUAGUGCCCAUGCAAAAUUGAAACCUGUUGAUGGAAAAGAUAUGAUGGAUGGUUUAGAAGUAAAAGUUGGAUUUGGUGGCAUAUGGAAAGAUAGUCUUGAUGAACUCAGUGGUGGACAACGAUCGCUUGUAGCUCUUUCAUUAAUUUUGGCUAUGUUACUUUUUAAACCUGCUCCUUUGUACAUCCUUGAUGAAGUUGAUGCCGCUCUGGAUCCGUCUCACACUCAGAAUAUUGGUCAAAUGUUAAAAGCUCAUUUCAAGCAGUCUCAGUUUAUUGUUGUCUCCUUGAAAGACGGCAUGUUCAACAAUGCUAAUGUUUUAUUCAGAACGAGUUUUGUCGAUGGAAUGUCUGCAGUAAUUAGAACGACAAACAAAAAAUGAAUUGGUAUUGUUUUUAUGUUAUAAUUUUAUUUCAAAUACAGAUGCUGAAAUUUAAA
This is a messenger RNA of Cimex lectularius (bed bug), 3703 nucleotides long. RefSeq names its product structural maintenance of chromosomes protein 2 (gene SMC2). The record is from RefSeq and is a predicted model, not a curated record. Lineage: Eukaryota; Metazoa; Arthropoda; Insecta; Hemiptera; Cimicidae. Bases 120 to 3647 code for a protein of 1175 amino acids. Gene Ontology annotation, cellular component: chromosome. Gene Ontology annotation, biological process: chromosome organization. The transcript is spliced from 20 exons. Gene Ontology annotation, molecular function: protein binding; ATP binding; ATP hydrolysis activity.